UUUCUUUUGUCGUUCAAGAAAAUGGUCCUUCUUCCCUCUCUCAUCACCCUUCACCACCCCGCCGACCAGGCGCUUUCUGCCGAAGAUAUCUUCUCCUCGACCCUGGGCUCUAUCUUCACCGACGAUCUGCAGAACCAGCAUGGCACCGACCCUACCACAACCAUUGUAUACACACCGUCUAACGCGUCAGUCCCCCCGAUAGAACUACGCACUGCCGACGUGGACGGGGAAGAUCAGAGACGGAAGUUUGCACACUACUUGUGGAAUGCUGGUGUGUUGGUUGGCGAGAUUGUUGGAGGAAGACAGAGGCCAGAAAAAGAGAACGAAAAAUCUAGAAAACAAGAGGACGAUGAGAAAUGGAAAGAGGGGGAAUGGUGGUUGAGUGUUGAUGAGGAGAAGAGAUGGGCCGUCAAAGGGGAGAGAGUGUUGGAGCUGGGUGCAGGUGUUGGCCUAGGUGGGAUCAUGGCCGCGAUGGCAGGCGCCGAUGAGAUAUUCAUAACGGACUACCCCGCCACUCCAAUCCUCUCUACCCUCGAGGCCAACGUGAAAAAGAAUAUCCCCACCUCCCUCCAGUCCAAGAUCAGUGUACACGGUCAUCAAUGGGGCGACCUGUCUUCGCCCUUUGCAACCGCAAAUGCAGGAAGAUUCACAAGAAUUUUCGCUGCCGAUUGCUUAUGGAUGCCGCAUGAGCACACCAGUCUUGCGCGAUCGAUGCUCCAUUUCCUGUCAGACGAACCAUCGUCGCGUGUGUAUGUGGUAGCCGGAUUCCAUACUGGACGGGCGAAGAUGGCACCGUUUUUUGAUGUGGUCGAAGAGGUGGGGUUGGAGAUUGAGGAUAUAUUUGAGAUGGAUGCCGAAGGCCGAAGGCGAGCUUGGGCUAAGGAGAGGGAAGGCGGGAGGGAAGAUGUGACAGGAAGGAAGAAGUGGCUAGUCGUCGCCCGUUUGAAAAGGAAGGCAUGA
Molecule: messenger RNA, 960 nt
Organism: Periconia digitata
Lineage: Eukaryota; Fungi; Ascomycota; Dothideomycetes; Pleosporales; Periconiaceae
Source: the annotation of a GenBank genome assembly